This is a messenger RNA of Symbiodinium sp. CCMP2592, 402 nucleotides long. The record is from the annotation of a GenBank genome assembly. Lineage: Eukaryota; Dinophyceae; Suessiales; Symbiodiniaceae.
AUGGCCGAUCGAGGAACAGGAGCAGCGAGUGUGGUUUCUCUUCGGGGCCCUCUGGAGAGCCACUUAGUGAUUUGGCCAACCAGGGAUUACUGUGCUUGUGUAGAAGCUUACGACUACUACACCACGUUACACGCCCUUUUCGACGGCUCCUUGCACAUAGGCCGUGGGGAUCUGCAUGAGCGGAUGUUGCGGCCCUCGAGCGAGGCGCGGCGGAUCAUCGAGGCCGCUUCAUACUGCGAGGAAUGGUUGGAAAAGGACUUCCAGCGGAUCUUCUCUAGCUAUGCCAAGUUCUCGGCUUGCUUGCCAGGUGCGCUGAUGGAGAACAUCAUCUGCCUUCAAAGAUGGCUGUUGGCUGGCAAGGUCGUCGGCAGCCUCAACACCGCUGAGAUGAUGGCCGUUUGA